This is a messenger RNA of Xiphophorus hellerii (green swordtail), 1479 nucleotides long. RefSeq names its product Yip1 interacting factor homolog A (S. cerevisiae) (gene yif1a). The coding region runs from base 134 to 1060 and encodes 308 amino acids. Gene Ontology annotation, cellular component: endoplasmic reticulum-Golgi intermediate compartment; Golgi membrane; COPII-coated ER to Golgi transport vesicle. The record is from RefSeq and is a predicted model, not a curated record. Gene Ontology annotation, biological process: endoplasmic reticulum to Golgi vesicle-mediated transport. The transcript is spliced from 9 exons. Lineage: Eukaryota; Metazoa; Chordata; Actinopteri; Cyprinodontiformes; Poeciliidae.
GGGGAGUUGGAUAGUUUCUGCCACGCAGGCAGACAGAUGUCAACCAAUCGCAGUGAAUGGGAGGGAUUAGCUCCGUUAGCCACGUAGCUUGUAGCCUCUACCGUUAGCUUUGCAGCUAACGUCUCCUGGAGUCAUGGAUCUGCCUCAUCAAGGCUUCAGAGCAACGAAGCAGAGAGCGCGUGCAGCGCCCUCUGCAGGAGACGCGGUGUUGUUUGACGACACCAGCUCAGCAGCGCCUGGAAUGAACAGCCAGGGCUUCUACGCUCCCGCUUACAACAUGGCGGGACCCUCGAACGACAUGCAGGGAGCGCCGGGAGUCAACAACCUGUUCGCCGACCCGAUGGCCAGCGCCGCCAUGAUGUAUGGCUCGUCCUUAGCCAAUCAGGGGAAAGACAUGGUGAACAAGGAGAUUAACAGAUUCAUGUCUGUGAACAAGCUGAAGUAUUUCUUCGCAGUGGACACCAGAUACGUCCUGAAGAAACUCAUGAUCCUCAUGUUCCCCUACACACAUCAGGACUGGGAGGUCCGGUACCAUCGCGACACUCCACUCACUCCAAGGCAAGACGUAAAUGCGCCUGAUCUUUACAUACCCACCAUGGCUUUCAUUACUUACAUUUUACUGGCUGGCAUGGCUCUUGGUAUUCAAAAACGGUUCAGUCCAGAGGUUCUGGGACUGUGUGCCAGCACCGCCCUGGUUUGGAUCAUCAUUGAGGUUCUGGUCAUGUUGCUGAGUUUGUAUUUGCUGACCGUACACAGCGACCUUUCAACCUUUGACCUCAUCGCCUACAGUGGAUACAAAUAUGUUGGAAUGAUCUUCACGGUGAUGUGUGGCUUAAUGUUCGGCAGCGACGGAUAUUAUGUUGCCCUUGCCUGGUCCUCUUGUGCCCUGAUGUUCUUCAUUGUUCGAUCUCUGAAAAUGAAGAUCCUGCCCUCCAUCUCCUCGGAUUCGAUGGGAAUGGGAUCGAACUCCAAGCCUCAGCUCCGCCUCUACAUCACCGUGGCAACCGCCGUCUUCCAGCCAAUCAUUAUCUACUGGUUAACGUCUCACUUAGUCAGGUGACCGUGAGGUUAGGAGGUUAUUGACUGUUUGUGCUCUCGCCCUUUUACUGUUUUUGUUGGUAAACUGAGAACAUUUGUUUGGUGUUGAGCUGCAGCGUGUUUACGAAGCUUUUCCGCUUCAUCGAAACGAGCAGAACAUGUGAAACGAAGCGCCUCUCUGUCUGCUGCGUGGUUGUAAAGUAACGCUGGUAAAUUAUUGGUAUUUUUAAACACCUAACUAAAAGGGCUCCAAGGUUUUAACAUCAGAUUUGAUUGUGUGCAGAUUAGCUUUCAUAUCAUGUCUCUGGACAUGUUUCUCAGUGUUUAAACCGAACGGUACGCCCAGCUCCUGUUUCUUUUUUUUUUAUUUAUCUACAUUUGACAAAGUAUCAUAAAGUUUGGAUUUUGUGUGAUGAAAAAAUAAACAAAUAUAUAGCUUUG